Molecule: messenger RNA, 2798 nt
Organism: Benincasa hispida (wax gourd)
Lineage: Eukaryota; Viridiplantae; Streptophyta; Magnoliopsida; Cucurbitales; Cucurbitaceae
Product: proteinaceous RNase P 1, chloroplastic/mitochondrial-like
Biological process (GO): tRNA 5'-leader removal
Molecular function (GO): ribonuclease P activity; protein binding
Source: RefSeq, a predicted model, not a curated record
AUGGUCUCUGAAUGCGCGGGGAAAUUAUUGAUGGCAUAGCCAACUUAUCGACGUCUUGCAAAUAUGGAACCAUAUCACAUCGUUGUUAAUGGUGCUUCAAACCUCCCACAAAUGGCUUCUUCUUCCUUAAUUUCUGUGCAGCACAACCAUUUUUUCUCCUCCGACACUCUCUGUAAGUUUUCAUCAACCCUUACUACAUUCAAUUCCCCUAGUUUAUCGCGUGUUCCCACUUUCUCUUCUCCCAAACACACACUUCGUUUAGUUAAAGUAGGAGAUGGAGUUGCAGGAGAAUUUUCUACUACCAAAAACCGUAAACCUCCGAAUAGACCUUCGUCUUCGGUGACCCAGAAGCUAAACAAAAAUGGGUCUCCUCAUUUAGGGUAUGGAAAUGAAACUCUUGUUAAGAAAUCUGUGGAAGACCUUGUUAAUUUAGAAGUGGAGGAGAGAAAUGGGAAAAGACUUGAGAAGGGUAAAAACGCGAGGAAUAGCUCUGGCUCUGUUAAUGGAAUGAAAAUGGGUACUGGGAUUUCUUUCGUUAAGACUAGAAGUGACAGUGGUUCACUGAAGCUUUCUGGGGGUUCAAGGGAUGGUGGGAAAAUUAAGGAAAAGAGAAAGCUAAAUCAGGUGGUAGAGGAGAAGGAGAAAUUAUUAAAAGGGAAUAACGAUAUCCCAUUUAGAGCAAACUUGGAUAUGUGUUCGAAGACAGGGGAUUUCAUGGGGGCAAUUAAAUUGUAUGAAUGGGCUCAAAGGGAAGGAAUUAAGCUGCAGCAAUAUCAUUAUGCUGUCAUUUUGUAUCUUUGUUCCUCAGCGGCUUUAGGUGUUAUUCAGCCUGCUAAGAGUGGUAGUGUUAACCGAACUUCAAAUUCAUUAACUUUGUCUAAGGUGGGUUCUAAUGAAAAUCCCAUUAUACUGGAUGAACAACAUUCCUCCAAGACUAGCUAUGUUUCAAAGAGUGAAAGUUGUGGAAGAACAGAAUUGAGUGCCCAAAAUGAUAGAAGUAACUCAGAUGGGAUGAUUGAAAAUAAGGAUAUAGUUCAUACCAAUGGAUCUAUGGUGCCCAAAGCUUGGAUUUUGGAUGAGAAGAGCCAUUCUAAUAUUUUGGUAAAUGAGGAUAUUAAAAAAUAUGCUCUCGAGAGGGGAUUUGAAAUCUACAAGAAAAUGUGCACAGAAAAGAUCCCAAUGAAUGAAGCAACCUUGACGUCUGUGGCUCGAAUGGCAAUGUCCAUGGGUGAUGGGGAUAUGGCCUUUGAUAUGGUGAAGCAGAUGAAGCCAUUAGGACUUAAUCCUAGAUUGCGCUCUUAUGGCCCUGCCCUUUCUGCUUUCUGCAAAAAUGGGGAAUUGGAUAAAGCAUUUUCAGUUGAGAAGCACAUGUUGGAGCAUGGUGUCUAUCCAGAAGAGCCUGAGUUGGCAGCACUUUUAAGAGUAAGUAUAGACGCGUCUAAUGCUGAGAAGGUGUAUUAUUUGUUGCAUAAACUAAGAACAAGUGUAAGACAAGUCUCGUCCUCUACAGCCGAUCUUAUUAGUACCUGGUUCAAGAGCAAAGAUGCUGCAAGAGUCGGAAAAGUAAAAUUGGAUAGAAAAAGAAUAAAGAAAGCAAUGGAAAAUGGUGGUGGAGGUUGGCAUGGACUGGGAUGGUUGGGAAGGGGAAAGUGGAGUGUAUCAUCUACAAAUGUUGGAAAGGAUGGCUUGUGUAAAUCCUGUGGGGAAAAAUUGGCAACAAUUGAUCUUGAUCCUAUUGAAACUGAGAAUUUUGCUGAAUCUGUUGCAGCUAUAGCCACACAAAGAGAGAAAAAUUCAAGUUUUCAGAAAUUUCAAAAAUGGCUUGAAUAUUAUGGACCAUUUGAAGCAGUGAUUGAUGCUGCUAAUGUAGGUUUAUUUAGCCAAAGAAAAUUCACACCAUCUAAAGUCAAUUUAAUUUCCAACGGGAUACGACAGAAGCUUCCUUCAAAGAAGUGGCCACUGAUUGUAUUGCAUAACAGGCGAAUCACUGGACGUAAGAUGGAAGAACCAGUUAAUAAAACAUUGAUUGAGAAGUGGAAAAAUGCUGAUGCACUAUAUGCAACGCCUACUGGAUCAAAUGAUGAUUGGUACUGGUUGUAUGCAGCAAUCAAAUUCAAGUGCUUAAUCGUGACGAACGAUGAGAUGAGAGAUCACACGUUCCAAUUACUUGGAAAUGAUUUCUUCCCUAGAUGGAAAGAAAGGCAUCAAGUGCAUUUUAGCUUCUCUGCUACUGGUCCAGUAUUUCACAUGCCUCCACCAUGUUCCGUCGUAAUUCAGGAAUCGGAGAAAGGGCAUUGGCAUGUGCCCCUUGCAUCAGAGCAGAGUUAUGAAGAAGAUAGAAAAUGGUUAUGUAUUACAAGAGGGAAUUCACAAUCUCACAUGAUCAUGAGGCAAGAGCCUCCACACAAAGUUGAAGAACCGCAGCCUCUUCUUCUCAGCAAAGGAAAUUUGGGAGCUCGAGCUGACGUUGAGAUCAAGAAACAACCCUCAAGUCAAGUCCACACGAGAACUUCACAGGAAAAUUACAAGAGUCUCAAACAAAUACUUUCUGCAGCUGUGUUCUUGAACAAAUGCAACUUACUAUUAGAAAUAGAGGCCGCAGAAAAGCGUGGUGGCUGCACCAUAGACUUUCAAAUAUGAAAAAAAAAAAUGGAGAGAUAUCUUCCAUGGUUGGCCACCAUACCAAAUUUCCCUUUUCCAUUUGCUAUCUCAGUGCUGUAACUGUAACUCAGAUAUUCUUCACCUAACAUAUCAAUGAGUAGUGAAAAGAAAGGGGAAAAGAGUUUAUCAUAAGAUAA